AUGCCUCCUCUCCCAGCCGCGCGUACCUUCACUCUCUCUCCCGGUCGUCUCGGAGGAGCAGCCAUCGGCGUUUCCUGCGCCGUCGGCAGCGUCCCCCUACUAUGCCUCAUCCCAGGCGUCGAAGAGCGCCUCGCAGCCCAAGCAGCAGUCUGGGGUCCGAGAUGGAGUCGUGGUUUCGCGGCCGUGACGCCGCAUGUUUCGAGGCAGGCGGAGAGGGUCGAGCCGGGGAUUAAGAGAGGGGUGGAGAAGGUGGAGCCGCCGCUUAAGAGGGCUGCGAUUGCCGUCGACCGCAACAUCAAGAAAGUCAUUCCCGAGAAGAAGGAAUAG
This is a messenger RNA of Cadophora gregata, 327 nucleotides long. RefSeq lists its product as uncharacterized. The transcript has 3 exons. The record is from RefSeq and is a predicted model, not a curated record. Bases 1 to 327 code for a protein of 108 amino acids. Lineage: Eukaryota; Fungi; Ascomycota; Leotiomycetes; Helotiales; Ploettnerulaceae.